Lycium barbarum (goji berry) is the source of this 2277-nucleotide messenger RNA. Its product is annotated as ABC transporter G family member 14-like. The record is from RefSeq and is a predicted model, not a curated record. Gene Ontology annotation, cellular component: membrane. The transcript has 5 exons. Bases 188 to 2092 code for a protein of 634 amino acids. Gene Ontology annotation, molecular function: ABC-type transporter activity; ATP hydrolysis activity; ATP binding. NCBI's taxonomy places the organism in Eukaryota, Viridiplantae, Streptophyta, Magnoliopsida, Solanales, Solanaceae.
UGUGAAAAAUAAGUUGAGUCAGUCAUGUGCUCUGAUCCGGGGCAGAGCUACAUGUACUGAAAUGACAAUUGAAUUCCCUUUAUCAAAAAAUUAUACUGUGUAAAUAGGGUAAAAGAAAGUUUCCUGGAUCCACUUGUUAUAAUUUCUUACUCGGCCCUUAUCGUAAUGCUUUGAUAGUUCUGAUGUUAUGUUGCUCGGAUCCUUCAAAAAAUGUUGUCGUACCUGUGUUGGAUCCUCCAAAGGCCAUCAACACACAUUCUGGGCUAUUUUUGAAGAGCCCGAGCAACCAGUGGCGGUUACGUUUGAAGAGAUUGUUUACAAGAUUAGGCAAGAAACCAAAGGAAUGUGCUGUGGAGGACCAUCAGGCACAAAAGAGAAGACUAUACUAAAUGGGGUGACAGGUAUAGUGUGUCCAGGAGAGAUGCUAGCAAUGUUAGGUCCAUCAGGUAGUGGCAAAACUACCCUCCUAACAGCACUAGGCGGCCGUCUUUCGGGCAAAUUAUCCGGGAAAAUUACAUACAACAGCCAGCCUUUCUCGGGUUCAAUUAAGCGUAGAACCGGUUUCGUGGCACAAGAUGAUGUCCUAUAUCCUCAUCUCACAGUAAUAGAAACACUUCUAUUCACAGCUCUGCUUAGGCUGCCACAAAGCCUCGGCAGGGCGGAAAAAGUGAGACAUGUAGAGCACGUUAUUGCAGAACUUGGAUUAAACAAGUGUAGAAACAGCAUGAUUGGAGGACCAUUGUUUAGAGGGAUAUCAGGUGGAGAGAAAAAAAGAGUCAGUAUAGGUCAAGAAAUGCUGAUCAACCCGAGUUUGCUACUUUUAGACGAGCCUACUUCAGGAUUGGAUUCGACAACAGCACUCCGGAUCCUGAACACAGUUAAACGCCUAGCAAGUGGUGGCCGAACUGUGAUCAUAACGAUCCAUCAGCCGUCUAGCCGGCUUUAUUAUAUGUUCGAUAAGGUAGUGUUGCUCUCUGAGGGCUCUCCUAUCUACUAUGGUCCUGCAUCAAGUGCCUUGGAAUACUUCUCCUCUAUUGGUUUUUCCAUAUCCAUCACUAUCAAUCCUGCUGAUCUCUUGCUCGAUCUCGCGAAUGGAAUUGGACCAGAUACCAAGCACACUAUUGAGCAAGGUGACAAUACGGAACAGGAAAAGAAGUUGGUGAGAGAAGCUCUCGUCUCUGCGUAUGAAAAGAACAUUUCGACAAGUUUGAGAACUGAGCUAUGCAGUUUAGAUAACAGUAAUUACAAUGUUUCUACAAGAAAUGGUGUGAAAUUAGAGCAAUGGUGCACAAGUUGGAUGCAUCAAUUCAAAGUGCUGCUCCUAAGGGGGCUAAGGGAGCGAAGAUACGAGACGUUCAACAGGCUUCGGAUCUUCCAAGUUAUAAGCGUAGCAUUUCUUGCAGGAUUGUUGUGGUGGCAUACUCCAACAUCCCACAUCGAAGAUCGAAUUGCAAUGUUAUUCUUUUUCGCGGUAUUCUGGGGCUUCUAUCCACUCUACAAUGCAGUUUUCACUUUUCCACAAGAAAGAAGAAUGCUCAUAAAAGAGCGAUCAUCAGGAAUGUACCGCCUCUCAUCGUAUUUUUUAGCCAAAACUGUGGGAGAUUUGCCUUUAGAACUUGCAUUACCAACAGCAUUUACCUUCAUCCUUUACUGGAUGGGCGGGCUUAAGCCCGAGCCUACAACCUUCAUCCUAUCUCUUCUAGUAGUCCUCUACAACGUUCUCGUUUCACAAAGUCUCGGGCUAGCUUUUGGUGCUUUACUCAUGGAUGUUAAACAAGCCACUACUUUAGCAUCGGUCACAACAUUAGUCUUCCUAAUUGCAGGAGGCUACUACAUUCAACAAAUUCCAUCAUUCAUCGUUUGGUUAAAAUAUUUGAGUUACAGCUACUAUAGCUACAAGUUGCUUCUAGGGGUUCAGUACAAUCAGAGUGAUUACUAUGAGUGUUCAAAAGGAGUCUAUUGCAAAGUUGCAAAUUUGCCUGCCAUUAAAUCAGUAGGCUUAAACAAUAUGUGGAUCGACGUCUCGAUCAUGGCUGUGAUGUUGGUAGGAUACAGACUUGUUGCUUAUCUAGCCCUCACUCGUGUACGAUGAUGAUUCAAUGGAGACAUGAAGAGAGGACUUAUUUUUGGAGUGAAGUUGAAAGAGUUAAAUUUUUCUGCAACAGAAGAGUUAAGAAUGUUAGAUUUAGAUUUUGAUCCUAUUGCCAGAUUUUUUAUCAUGUAACACAAAAUUUUUGAUGUUUACUAGCACUCUGGCAAUAUUUUGCAUAUGAUUAA